UGGGGCUGAUGGGAGUUGUAGUUCAAAAAAAGUAACUUUCCCAAGCUCUGGCUUGAGGACCUCGGCGCCUUCCCUUCCAGCCGCUUUUUCUCUCCAGAGCGGAGAGCAAGGGCCCAGGGACCUCAAACAGACGCCAAGCCGCAAGAAAAACAGCGAAGGGACUGCCUCAACAAGCCACAGGCCGAAGUCCUUCCGCGGUUUGCAGAAGCCGCCGCCGCCGCCGCCUCCCUCCGGCUUCCAUAGCAACCGCCCGGGGAAAGGAGGAGAAGGGAGCCGCAGGCUUGCCUUGGUUUUGGCCUGGCGUCCAGUUGCUAAGGAACUCCACCGCGGAGCGACCUCAAACAGCAACUGCAUGAGGAGCGGCCAGCUCCGGGGGGCGGAGCAAGGAGAGGGAAGGGAGGAACAGCCCCGCAUCCCGCCGCACGCGCGGUUGUCGUUAAGGGCCUCAGUGACUUGCGUGACAAAUGCUUCACUCUGCGCCAAGGAAAUUCAGAGCAUGCCCUGGGCCUUAACAAGGACAGAAAGCAGCAUUGGGGAAGGGGUGUGUGUCUGUGUUUGCGACACAAUUGUUUGUUUUGUUUUUAAAAGAGUAACAACACCGACAAAAAAAAAAACCCUCUUGAAAGAGGGUUAGGUGACGCACCUUGUUCAUCACCUUUCAGAAAACAGGACCUUGGAACGGAAAGCUAAAUACACGAGAAGAGAGCGCAAAACCCCCCCAACCAUGUCCCACAACACUUACAAUAAAAUGUGGGCAGAAGCUCAGGAAUCCCUCAACGGCCUGUUACAAAAGGAGACUGAAGAGAAAUCACAAAGGCCACCGAAAGAUCACCUAGUAGUGUUUCAAAUGCUAGCUACUUUCUACAUCAAAUAUGUACAAAUAUUUCGCAAUUUGGAAGCUGCUUACGACCAGAUUGUUCACCCGCAAAAGCGCUUAAUUAUUCGGCAAGUGCUGGAUGGUGUAAUGGGCCGAAUCUUGGAAUUAAAGAAUGAAAUGGUGGAGCUCGAGUACUCAGAAUAUCAUUACUUUGAUGAUAUUUUGCAGGAUCUUAAGCUGGCCCCUGAAAACAUUGAAAUUCCUAUCCCAAGGUAUUUUAUUAAGGAGAAACUGAAGGUGUUGAAAGAGAGAGAGAGAAUCCUUGCUCAGAUAAUGUUUGAUGCUGGAAUGUAUGAUGACGAACCAAAAAAACGUGUGAAACUCAUGCUCUUAGAAGAAGCUGUUAGAGCAAUUCAGAUAGCUGAGCGGGCUCGACAGGGUCGACUGAGGGCUACAUUCAUGAAGCAAAUCUAUCUCGAAGAAAAGAGAGAGAGGCUAGCCAGACUUCAGGGUGUAAAAGGCCCAGAUCUGGAAGCCGCUGCAGUAUGCAUUCAAAGGUUUUGGCGUGGAUACUCCCAGUGGAAGAAAACUCUGCAAAUUAGAGAAGAAGAAAUGGUAUUUCUAGGGAUGAUUCCACCUCCUUACUUCCAAAAACCUAGUAUUUCAUUGCUGCGUGCCCAAAAGGUGGAUAAUCUAAGAUGUGAAAUUCAGGAGAAACAUGAGUUAGAUUUCCAGAAAGCUCUAGUGAGCAUCAAAGAGCGUGUGAAAGAAAUUGAAGGUCCUGACAUCAAAGAGAGCCUCCAGGACCAGAUCCGCCAGUGGUUCAUCGAAUGCCGGCAUAUGACAGGAAAGUUUCCCGAUUACCCUGAUGAAGAACAAGGUGGUUCAGCUGCUCUUUUUGCUGAAAAAACUCCAGAAGAGGUUGCUGCUGAAUUAGCUGCUAAAGAAGAAGAAGCGCAGAAAAAGAAAGGGAAGAAAAAGGGCAAAAAAGAAAAAGGGAAAAAGACAAAGAAAGGAAAAGAAAAAGAAGACGAGAAGAAACCAAAGAAGAAAGAUGAGGAAGAAGAAGAAGGUUGGAAAAUGGCACCUAGUAAUUUUCUCCCAGUAAUGGAAGAAGGAAACAACAAAUACAAAGAUGUUUGGCAGAACAGAGAUGAAGGAUGGAACUUCUCACAGGAGUACGACCCAGAACUGAUCAAAGAGGAAAAGAGGAAAGAAGUGGAAGAAGAGAUCAGAGUGCAGGUUGAUGAGCUAAUGCGUCAGGAACUAAAGAAUUUAAAGUUAGCUGUGGACAGAGAGACAGACAAAAUAGGCAGAAAAGGCAAAAAAGGAAAGAAAAAGAAAAAAGGAAAAAAGGGUGGAAGGAAGAAAAAACCUAAGAAGGAGAAAGAUCUGACUCGUGACAGGACCAUUGAUUCUCUCUACCAGGAGCUGGUAGAAGAAGGGAUAUUAAUAAGAGCCAGGAAAGUGAAACUCAGCGAUUAUGUGGGUGAGUACAGCUAUCUGGGGACUACACUUCGACAGGUAGACGUAGAGCCAAUGCCCUCUCUCACAGAUGUCAGACAGCUCAUAGCACUGUAUGGUAUAUUGCCAUUAGGUUCUCAGUCUGUACAUGAGAAAGCCCCUCUGGUGAAAGCGUUGCUGUUGGCUGGACCUGCAGGAGUAGGAAAAAAGAUGCUUAUUCAUGCUGUCUGCACUGAAACAGGAGCCAACUUCUUCAAUUUAUCUGCAGCUAAUAUUGCUGGUAAAUACCCUGGCAAGGCUGGUCUGCAAAUGAUGCUUCAUAUGGUGUUUAAGGUUGCCAAACAGCUACAGCCUUCAGUCAUUUGGAUUGGAGACACAGAGAAAACAUUCUACAAAAGGGUGCCUAAAGCUGAAAAAGAGAUGGAACCUAAACGUUUGAAAAAGCAACUUACUAAAAUUUUGAAAACCCUGAAAAUUGAAGACAGAAUCUUGAUAGUAGGAACCACUAAACGUCCCUUUGAUGCAGACCUUAAGCCCUUUUGCAGGGUUUAUAAGAAAAUCAUUCUAGUUCCAAGACCAGACUACGCUUCAAGAUUUGUUUUAUGGAAGCACAUCAUUCAACAGUAUGGAGGGUUAUUGUCCAAACAACUGAACAUCAGUUGCCUGGCACAGGUUUCUGAUGGUUACACUCAGGGACAUAUAAUCAACACUGUUCGAUCAGUCUUAACGGAACGACGCCUGAUGCAACUGAACAAGAAGCCACUGACUGCUGUUGAAUUCCUGACUUGCCUAGCUAGGCAAAAUCCAGUAUACAAGGAGGAAGAAGAAACUUUGAAGGUUUGGUAUGCAAAGACUCCUUUGGGGAAAGCCCGAAUCAAGUCACUGACUGUGAAUGAAGAUACUGGAAAGGGGAAAGGAAAAGGGAAAGGAAAAGAGAAGGGGAAGGAAAAAGAGAAAAAGAAGGAAGGGAAAAAAGGGAAGAAGAAGAAGAAAAAGUAGUAAUGAUUCCAUUGAAAAGCCCUCUUAAUACUCAGCACUGUUCUAGAGUUAUAAUCUAUUGCUAUGGAGAGCAGCUGUUGGGGGGAAAGUCUUUCCUUAAACGCACAAGUCUCUGCUUGAUUCCAGAAUGGCUGAUAUCUAAAAGUGUUCCUUGAAACCUGUAGGACAAGGCAUCAGUGUGACACUGAAUUCCUUAAAGGUAAAAUUAGUGACCACUGAAUUUCAUUAUUAUUACUUAGGCUAUUUCUUAUAAAGCUACUUAAGCUCAGAUAGGAUAGAUGAAUUUUAAUGGUAAUCUACCUAAAAUGUAAUUGCAUAUUUAGACUCAUUUUUUAUCAUUUCUUGGCUUCACCAAAUGAAGAUGCAGCUUCUACACACAAGAGAAUCUCCAUUGGGGUCAACAGAGCCCUAUUUCUUGAUCAGCACAUAAGCAACUCACUAGGACAGUCCAAAGAAUGGGAAGCCACAGAUCCCUGUAUUCUGAGCUUGAGAAACUUCCCAUGUGGGGAGGGAGAGAGAGCAAGCAAGCUGGAUGGAGAUAGGCGAGGCACAAACUCCCAUUCCUUGGGCAUGCGGAGUGGGAGGGACAGAAACUCAUUUGAGCAUUAUGGGGGGGAUACUUCUGUGUGUGGGUGCUUCACUCUUGUGUUGGGAAGGAGCAUGCUAUCAGUUUAUGCCUUGCAAAAUGU
This is a messenger RNA of Rhineura floridana, 3969 nucleotides long. It is a transcript of the gene DRC11, whose product is annotated as IQ motif containing with AAA domain 1. Gene Ontology annotation, molecular function: ATP binding; protein binding; ATP hydrolysis activity. The transcript is spliced from 19 exons. NCBI's taxonomy places the organism in Eukaryota, Metazoa, Chordata, Lepidosauria, Squamata, Rhineuridae. The record is from RefSeq and is a predicted model, not a curated record. The coding region runs from base 725 to 3280 and encodes 851 amino acids.